This is a messenger RNA of Lottia gigantea (owl limpet), 561 nucleotides long. RefSeq lists its product as hypothetical. Gene Ontology annotation, molecular function: structural constituent of ribosome. The record is from RefSeq and is a predicted model, not a curated record. Gene Ontology annotation, biological process: translation. The transcript is spliced from 5 exons. NCBI's taxonomy places the organism in Eukaryota, Metazoa, Mollusca, Gastropoda, Lottiidae. Gene Ontology annotation, cellular component: ribosome; cytosolic large ribosomal subunit. Bases 61 to 534 code for a protein of 157 amino acids.
AUUCACGAGGCAAGUGCCCGUUUUCAUCUUCUCUGAGAUUAGAGUUGAAUAAUCUAAAGAAUGGGUAUCAGAGCAGGAACACGACGCUUAUUGGCCUGUCCCUUCAGGAAAAGGGGUGUGGUCCACACUUCUAGGUAUAUGCAUGUAUUUAAAAGGGGUGAUUAUGUUGACAUUAAGGCUGACCCCAGAAUUCAGAAGGGUAUGCCCCAUAAAUAUUACCAUGGUAAAACCGGUCGAGUAUUCAAUGUAGCCAGAAGAGCUUUAGGUGUAACUGUCAACAAAAGAGUACGAACACGUAUCAUGGCCAAGAAAAUCAGUGUGAGAAUUGAACAUGUUAAGCCUUCAAGAUGUCGAGAUGAUUUCAUCAAGAGAGUGAAAGAAAAUCAAAGAUUAAUUGAAGAAGCUAAAAAGAAUAAACAACCUAAACCCCAACUUAAAAGACAGGCUGCCCAACCUAAACCAGGUUUCUUUGUCAGAACAGACAAAAACAAGCCACAGUUGAUUGAACCUAUACCAUACGAGUUCAUCAUUUAAAUAAAAUAAAUUAAAAAAAAAAACUUG